UUGGUCAUUAAUGGUUGUGUUGAUGGUAAAAUAUCACGAGACAAUGAAGAUGCGGUACAAGGAACGACUGAUACUCCGGAAGAGAUAAGAGAUAGCGUUGAAGAUGAAUCCCUUGAGAAACAAGAGAAAUCACCAGAAGAGAUGGCUCGUCUAAAGCGACAAUAUGUCCUGAUGGAAUUGGUGGAAACCGAAAAAGACUAUGUAAGAGAUCUGUCGUCGGUUGUUGAUGGUUAUAUUGCGAAUCUCGAACGAAUGGGUCUACCUGAAGAUCUUGUUGGAAAGGACAAAAUUAUAUUUGCGAAUAUUGCGCAAAUACUGGAAUUCCACAAAAAUUUUUUGAAAGAAAUUGAAAAGUGCCUUGAUAACUACGAAGUCGCCGGAAGUGCCUUUGUGAAAUAUAAGGGAAGACUGGAGACAAUGUACGUACGAUAUUGUCAGAAUAAGCCCAAAUCGGAUUAUCUCGUUUCUCAGGAGGAUUUUGAGCAGUUCUUUGCCGAAACGAAAGCGAAAUUAGGACAUAAAGUAGCGUUAUGUGAUCUACUUAUCAAACCAGUACAACGUAUCAUGAAAUAUCAGCUACUUCUCAAGGAUAUUCUUAAAUUUACGGAACGGGCUAAGGAAAAAACGGAUGUCCUUAAAAAAGCGCUUGCGGUGAUGCAUGUGGUACCAAAAGCUUGUGACGAUAUGAUGCAAGUUGGACGACUUCAGAAUUUUGACGGAAGCCUUAAUGCUCAAGGAAAACUUCUAUAUCAGGGUACUCUUCCCAUAUCAGAUAGUCAAGGUGGAACAUCACAAAAAUCGAAAGAACGUCGUAUUUUCCUCUUCGAACAGUCAGUUAUCAUAGCCGAUCAUAUUCCACCAAAGAAGGAGUUUGGAAAUCCGAUCUAUAUUUUCAAGAAUCAGAUUAUGGUCAACAAAAUGUUAUUCGAACCGUCGGUAGCUGAUGAUCCUUUGAAAUUCAUUAUUCGUAGCUCGGAUCCCACCCAACCGACUGCAUUUAUUGCCACCGCUCAGACAUUGGAAGAGAAAAACGAAUGGGUUCGUUAUAUCGGUGAACAGCUUGAUCAACAGAAACGAAUGCUGGCUGCAUUGGUGGAUCCACGACGAUUUAUGGAUGACUUAAGUGGCUCUCCGUCUGGUGGUGUGGGUGCUGGCGCUGUGGCUGGUGGAUCAUCACGAUUGGGAUCCGGUUCGUCAAAAUCUGGCUCACAAAACACCACAAAGCCAGAUUCCCCGAAGAAAGAGAGCAAAAGCGGAAAACUAUUUGGUUUCGGCAAGAAAACAUCCGCUAAAUCACCAACUUCUCCACCUGCGGGAAAAAAGUACAUUACUACUUGUUUUAUAAUUAAGGUCGAGAUACUGGAUGUCUGCUGUGGAUUUUCCCGUGUUUUAAAGAUGAAUGGUACUGUUGGCAUCGUGCCAAGCUACUUCUUAGGCUUAGCUGAUAUUCCUGGAGACACACUUGCUGAACAAAUAAGUUAUCGUCGUAUGUGGCACACAGUUGUUGACGAAGUGGUUCCAACGGAUUACGCCAUAUCUCCACUUACAAACAACCAUACAUCACCACCAGUUUUGGAUAGACGUCCACUAUUCGUCGUACCAUUAACGGACCAGCGAGUGCGUGAAGGAGAUACUGUUGUGCUCCUUCCUCAGAUCAGUUCAGUGACAGCGUUUACGGUCGUUUGGCGUGGGCCAGCUGUUCAAGCAGGACGGGCACAGAUAAGUAGUGAUAACGAAUCAACCCGUUUAACGAUUUUUGGUGUCUCGGCGAUUGAUGACGGAGCGUAUUCAGUAGUGGCUGAAAAUGAAUACGGUAUUACAUCGUCACUUGCUGUGAUCAGUGUCAUAACUCGCCCAGGUAAACUGAAGUACUGUAAAGGAACAUUGUGUUCAAAUUAUUGUCGUUCUAUACUUUCAUUAUAA
Angiostrongylus costaricensis is the source of this 1923-nucleotide messenger RNA. Lineage: Eukaryota; Metazoa; Nematoda; Chromadorea; Rhabditida; Metastrongylidae. The record is from the annotation of a GenBank genome assembly.